Beta vulgaris subsp. vulgaris (sugar beet) is the source of this 71-nucleotide messenger RNA. The record is from the annotation of a RefSeq genome assembly. NCBI's taxonomy places the organism in Eukaryota, Viridiplantae, Streptophyta, Magnoliopsida, Caryophyllales, Amaranthaceae.
AUGCCUAUUGGUGUUCCAAAAGUUCCCUUUCGAAGUCCUGGAGAGGAAGAUGCAUCUUGGGUUGACGUAUA